AUGAAUUUGUUUUAUGGAGAGAAAAUUGCAUUUUUACCAGUAUUGGAGUUUUUUUCAAAUUAUCAUAUAUCUUCAUCGUCAUCAACACGUGCAAUUCGCAAACGCAUUUCGCUCGAUAUUUCUGCUAACAGCAACACAAUUUGUUGCAUCAACAACACCAGACCAGAUUCCGCAAAGUACACCGGAGAUCUUGAUGGCAAUUUGUCGGUAUUAUUGUUUGUGCUUGGAAUAGAUUUGAGAGGUCAAAAUACUGGUUCUAAUUGGCUGGACGAUAAAAAGGGAAAAGCAAUGACGAAAUUAAUGAAGUCUAAGAUGUCAAAUCCGUUCUUAACUGGCUAUUUCUUAAAGAAGAUUUUACUUUUACAAGUGCUACUAGAAAGAAUCACUACUUCCUUAUUAAGAAACGAAAAGAUUGAUAAAAAUAUGGGAUCGAAUUUAUCGCGCUCAGUUUUCUCAACAUUAAGAAGAGAAAUAAAUGCUUCUAAUUCCUCGAUGAAUGAUAAUAUGCUUCUAAUUCCUCGAUGA
Ambispora gerdemannii is the source of this 525-nucleotide messenger RNA. Lineage: Eukaryota; Fungi; Glomeromycota; Glomeromycetes; Archaeosporales; Ambisporaceae. The record is from the annotation of a GenBank genome assembly.